This is a messenger RNA of Aspergillus brunneoviolaceus CBS 621.78, 659 nucleotides long. RefSeq lists its product as uncharacterized. The record is from RefSeq and is a predicted model, not a curated record. The transcript has a single exon. Lineage: Eukaryota; Fungi; Ascomycota; Eurotiomycetes; Eurotiales; Aspergillaceae. Bases 27 to 515 code for a protein of 162 amino acids.
UGACCGUGGGCGCGUCGACGCUGCGCAUGCGCUACAACGCCAUGAAGGCGAAUUUCUCCAAGAUGAGUCCGGAGGAUGUAUGCCGCCCCUUUGCCCCACACCCACACCCACACUCCCUCAGAAAAAAAACGUUAUCGGGGGGUAUGCUUAUGCUGACUUGCGACGUAAACGUUCAGGAAGAACUAUUCCGGCGCACGAAGGAGGCCGUCGAGACCAAGUUCGCGCAGGAGAAGUGGCGGAUGAUUGCGGAGCAGAUGGAGAGUACUAGUGGCCAUGGGAGGAAGUUCCCGGCGGCGACGUUGGUGAAGAAGUGGAAGGAGUUGGAGAGGGUGAAGCUGGGGAAGGGGCAGGCUGUUGGUGCUGGUGCUGCGCACGUGGCGGUGGGUAAGGAGGCAAUUUCUUCUUCUUCGUCAUUGUUGUCGUCGUCUCUGUCUUCCGGGGGUGCUGGGGAUGGGGAUGAUGAGGAUGAAUUUGAGGAAGAGGAUGGUGCUGAGGAUGAAGAAGAGGUGGUGUAAGUGAUGCUUCUACUUUUAGUUCAGGUUCAGAGGAUGGACUUCUCCCGUCUCAUCCGAAGUUGCGAGGGAGGUGUUCGUAUCUAACUUCAAAGUUAAGGGGGGAAAGUUCUACUUGUGUCUUUCUUCGGCGUUUUCUGCUUAUCG